AUGUCUUCUUUUGUCAGAACCUCCAACUACAAUUAUGGAUACAAUUAUGGUGGAUACAGGAACGGCUAUAACACUAACUAUGGUUACGGUACUGGCUACAAUACUGGCAGAAAUGGUGGCUACAGUAAUUACUAUAGAGGCAGCUACGGCAGCUACCCUAGUGCCAGUAGUGGUGGUUACUAUGACUACAACACCGGAAACAGUGGUGGCUACAGUAACUACAAUAGCAACGGUGGCUACAAUAACUACGCUAGUGGCGGCUAUAGAAAUGGUGGCUACAGCAACUACCCAGCCAACAACUACUAUUCAUCUUCGGCACAGACCAGAUACCAGAUGCAACAGGAACCAGCAUCACAACGAGCUUAUCCCCAGAAUGUGGAAUACCCAAAAAAUUCUGGAUACUCUAAUGUAGCACCAGCAUCGCCAGCUGCACAACCUGCGAGACAAACGUACGCUUACGACACUUCAAGCACUAACGAGGCUACAAACACAAACACUAUUCUGGACGAAGCUAAAUCAGAUUAUGUGCCAUCCAAAAAGAACGCAUUGAGACGUUCAAGGAACUAG
Necator americanus (New World hookworm) is the source of this 567-nucleotide messenger RNA. RefSeq lists its product as uncharacterized. The transcript has 2 exons. NCBI's taxonomy places the organism in Eukaryota, Metazoa, Nematoda, Chromadorea, Rhabditida, Ancylostomatidae. The record is from RefSeq and is a predicted model, not a curated record. The coding region runs from base 1 to 567 and encodes 188 amino acids.